Molecule: messenger RNA, 3910 nt
Organism: Spinacia oleracea (spinach)
Lineage: Eukaryota; Viridiplantae; Streptophyta; Magnoliopsida; Caryophyllales; Amaranthaceae
Product: probable E3 ubiquitin ligase SUD1
Exons: 9
Coding region: 302-3649 (1115 amino acids)
Biological process (GO): ERAD pathway
Cellular component (GO): endoplasmic reticulum membrane
Molecular function (GO): zinc ion binding
Source: RefSeq, a predicted model, not a curated record
AAAGUACGUGGUUGGUUCGGUUACGAGUUAGGGACAUUAUCGACGUUUUUUCUUUCCUCUUCCACAAUAAUAAGUCGGUGUUUUUCCUAUCCACCUUCAAUUUCUUCACCGCAUUUACCGGUUACCGAGAGUAUACCCAGGGACAUAACCGGUAACCUCACCCCCAAGAUUUUCUCUUUCCUCUACUCAUCUGGCUCAUUUUCCCCAAUUCGCAAAACCCAAAAAAAAAAAUCAAAUAAAUAAUAAUAAUUUUUUUUAAUUCCAUACAUCUCGUCGGAACCCUAGAUUUUCUCUCUCUUCAAUGGAAAUAUCUCCGGCGACGUCGGCAUCGGCUUCUUACGAUUCUCAGAUCCGUAGCUCAAAUUCCGAUGACGCGUCGUCGUCGAAUGAGAUGACGGGUUCGAACGACGUCCCGAUCGAAGAAGAGAGAGACGCCAAUUUCACGGCGGUGAAUUCUUUGGCGUCGUCAUCGCCGCCUCCUUCGGUUUUUGCGAACAAGUCGUAUGACGAUGAUGAUGACGAAGAGGAUGUUUGUCGGAUUUGUCGAAAUCCAGGUGAUGCGGAUAACCCGUUGAGAUAUCCUUGUGCUUGUAGUGGGAGUAUUAAAUUUGUUCAUCAAGAUUGCCUUCUUCAAUGGCUCAAUCACAGUAAUGCUCGGCAGUGCGAGGUGUGCAAACAUCCAUUUGCAUUCUCCCCUGUUUAUGCUGAGAAUGCUCCAACUAGACUUCCUUUUCGGGAGUUUGUGUUUGGGAUAGGGAAGAAGACAUGUCAUAUCCUGAAAUUCUUUUUACGCCUUGGUUUUGUGCUAUCUGUUUGGCUCAUGAUUAUCCCUUUCAUCACUUUCUGGAUUUGGCGGCUGGCUUUCGUUCGCAGUUUUUCUGAAGCUAAUCGUUUAUUCCUCAGUCAUAUGUCAUUUACUGUUAUUCUCACUGAUUGUCUGCAUGGUUUUCUUCUCUCGGCAAGCAUUGUGUUUAUUUUUCUUGGGGCUACGUCUUUGAGAGAUUAUUUUAGACAUGUACGAGAAGCUCAAGGACAGGAUGCUGAUAGAGAGGAUGAAGGGGAUAGGAAUGGGGCCAGAGCAGUGAGAAGGCCUCUUGGACAAGCCAAUAGAAAUUUGCUUGCUGAUGGUAAUAUGGAUGAUAUUGGUGAAGCUCAAGGAAUUGGAGCUGGUCAAUUGAUCAGACGGGCAGAAAAUGUUGCUGCUCAAUGGGAGAGACAGGCUGCUCGACUUGAGGUUCAUGUUGAUCAAAUUUUUGAUGGGCUAGACGAUGCUGAUGGUGCAGAAGAUGUUCCCUUUGACGAGCUUGUGGGCAUGCAGGGUCCUGUUUUCCAUUUGGUUGAGAACGCUUUUACUGUUUUGGCAAGCAACAUGAUCUUUCUUGGAGUUGUUAUCUUCACUCCCUUCUCUCUUGGACGUGUAAUACUACAUUAUGUAUCAUGGCUUCUCUCUUCUGCAACAAAUCCGGUGCUUUCCACGAUGAUGCCAUUUACAGAAUCAGCCCUCUCUUUAGCUAAUAUCACCUUAAAGAAUGCUUUGACAGCUGUCACUAAUUUGUCUUCUGAAAAAUCUGAAAAUCUAAUUGAUAAUGUAGCUGAAAUUGUGAGGGCAAAUGCAAGUGAGCUGAAUAUGUCUCCAAACAACAUUAGCUCCCCCCUGACCUCAGAUGUUCUGAAAGGAGUGACUGCUGGAACAUCCAAGCUAUCUGAUGUUACUACACUAGCUGUUGGAUACAUGUUUAUCUUCUCCCUCAUCUUUCUUUACUUUGGUAUGGUUGCAUUAAUUAGGUAUACCAGAGGCGAGCCUCUAACUAUGGGAAGGUUCCAGAGUAUUGCUUCAGCAGCAGAGAAUAUUCCAUCUCUUUUAAGGCAGUUCUUUGCAGGCAUGAGACACUUAAUGACCAUGAUUAAGGUGGCAUUCCUUUUGGUUAUUGAACUCGGGGUUUUCCCAUUGAUGUGCGGCUGGUGGCUGGAUAUUUGCACGAUAAGGAUGUUUGGGAAAUCGAUGGCUCAAAGAGUCGAAUUUUUUUCUGUCUCCCCAUUGGCUAGUUCAUUGGUUCAUUGGGUUGUCGGGAUAUUCUACAUGCUGCAGAUCAGCAUCUUUGUCAGCCUUCUUCGAGGGGUGUUGCGUAGUGGAGUCCUGUAUUUCCUUCGAGAUCCAGCUGAUCCCAACUACAAUCCAUUUCGCGAUCUUAUUGAUGAUCCAGUUCACAAACAUGCCCGUAGAGUCUUGCUUUCUGUAGCUGUCUAUGGCAGUUUGAUUGUGAUGCUAGUUUUUCUGCCUGUAAAACUUGCAAUGCGGAUGGCGCCCUCCAUAUUCCCACUUGAUAUUUCAGUAGCAGAUCCAUUUACUGAGAUACCUGCUGACAUACUGCUGUUUCAAAUCUGCAUCCCUUUUGCCAUUGAGCAUUUCAAACUCAGAACAACUAUUAAGUCUCUUCUUCGGUAUUGGUUCAGUGCUGUUGGCUGGGCACUUGGCUUGACAGAUUUUUUACUUCCUAAGCCCGAGGAUACAGUUGUUCAGGAUAAUGGCAAUGGAGAAGCAGUUAGGCAGGACAGAUUACAUGGCCUACAGCUGGGUGAUGCUCAGCAGGAUCAUCUAGCGCUUCUUCCUGAUGCUGAAAACAACGAGGCCCGUGGAUCUGAAACUUCAGAUGUGAUGGAGGAAUAUGAUGGAGAAGAACAAACUGAUUCAGAGCGAUACAGAUUUGUUUUUCGUAUUGUGCUUCUCUUGGUGGUGGCUUGGAUGACCUUACUUGUCUUCAAUUCUGCAUUGGUUAUUAUUCCUGUAUCUCUCGGAAGGGCCAUCUUCAACUCCAUCCCUCUUCUUCCUAUAACGCAUGGCAUAAAGUGCAAUGACCUGUAUGCUUUUACCAUUGGAAGCUAUGUUAUUUGGACUGCCAUAGCUGGAGUCAGGUAUACAAUUGAGCAGGUCAAAUCAAGGAGGGCUGCAGUUUUAUUUGGUCAAGUGUGGAAGUGGUGUGGAAUUGCUGUCAAAAGUUUUGCUCUUCUGUCAAUAUGGAUCUUUGUAAUCCCCGUCUUGAUAGGGCUGCUAUUCGAGCUUUUGGUGAUUGUACCUAUGCGAGUACCAGUAGAUGAAAGCCCUGUUUUCCUCCUUUACCAGGAUUGGGCUUUGGGGCUGAUAUUUCUGAAGAUAUGGACAAGAUUGGUUAUGUUAGACCACAUGAUGCCCAUGGUAGAUGAGACGUGGAGAGCUAAAUUUGAGAGAGUGAGAGAAGAUGGGUUCUCCAGAUUGCAGGGUCUUUGGGUGUUGCGGGAGAUAGUGCUACCUAUCAUACUAAAGCUGCUAACUGCUCUUUGUGUGCCAUACGUUUUAGCUCGAGGAGUAUUUCCCGUCUUUGGUUAUCCUUUGAUUGUCAACUCGGCUGUUUACCGGUUUGCUUGGCUGGGAUGUCUCUGCUUUAGCGUGUUAUUUUUCUGUGCUAAGAGGUUCCAUCUCUGGUUCACAAACUUGCACAAUUCUAUCCGUGAUGACCGUUACCUUAUUGGUCGUAGGCUCCAUAACUUCGGGGAAGCUGCCAUAAGAAGGGCUGCUGAAGAAUCAGAAGCUUUGAGUUUGCAACGAGAUGAUGUAAUUAGACAAGAAGAUGUGGGACUGAGAUUAAGACGGGGUAACCAGGUUGAUGCUUAGUUUUAAAUGCAAAUUAAUUUACAACCCGGUUAUAACUAUUUCUGGAAGGUAUGUGAAAUGUAGAUUUGAUUAUUUAGUUUGUGCAUAUAACAUGGUGUAAUAGUCAGAGAAGAAGAAGAGGAAAUGUAAUAUUUUUUUGUCCUUUAUACCUUAGUAAUUCUUCUUAGUUGCCGGCUGACAGCCUAGAAAUAAGUUUUUGUUCUUUAUAUAUCCAUCUUGUUUCUUGAAAGAUUAAUAAUAUUUGUUUGAGUUUUAGGUUCA